CAGUGGAGGGAUUGGCAGAGAGGGGUGGCAGACACUGAAUGGAGGCCAGUGGAGGGAUUGGCAGAGAGGGGCCAGUGGAGGGAUUGGCAGAGAGGGGUGGCAGACACUGAAUGGAGGCCAGUGGAGGGAUUGGCAGAGAGGGGUGGCAGGACACUGAGUGGAGGCCAGUGGAGGGAUUGGCAGAGAGGGGUGGAGGACACUGAAUGGAGGCCAGUGGAGGAAUUGGCAGAGAGGGGUGGAGGACACUCUACAGUUGGUAAGGUGGAUGAGUCUGGCAGCUUCAUUCAUGAUGGACUGGAGGGGGGAUGGCCAAUGUAAAGGUAAGCCAAUGAGGAGGGAGUUGCAGUAGUCAAGGUGAGAGAUAACCAGGGAGUGAAUUAGAAGCUGUGUGGUGUCAUUGAUUAGGAAGAGGCAUAUUCUGGAGAUAUUGUGGAGGCUGGGGUGGCAAGAUUUGGACAGGGAUUGGAUAUGGGGCCAGAAAGAGAGUUCAGAGUCCAG
This is a messenger RNA of Staurois parvus, 498 nucleotides long. The record is from the annotation of a GenBank genome assembly. NCBI's taxonomy places the organism in Eukaryota, Metazoa, Chordata, Amphibia, Anura, Ranidae.